GAAAACAAACGAAUGUGGGCAGCUUGUCAGGAUUGUUUACCUCCUCUAUCUUAUUUCUGUUUACUCUUCACCACUAAACGUAGUUAAAUAUUAAGGAAGAAAGAGUCCAUCCUUCUUGAAAACCGCAAUCAAGUAUCGAAUUUCGGAGUCAGCCGCGAGUUCAAAGUACUCCAGUUAGAACCGACUUGAAACAACUGUCUAAAAUGUAUUUGACGCUUGUGCUUUUCGUUGUAACAUUUUUAAAUGGUGGAGACUCGGCAAAGAGCGAGAGCGCAUUCAAGUCGAAAGAAAAUUACUGUCCUUAUUUUAAAAAUCGGGCACCCAAGCCUCAGCCAGAUCUCAAGAACUGCACAUGGUACAAAGAGAAAGCUUGUUGUCUUCAGACCGAAAUAGACCUUAUAUUUCCGCUGGUUCUUCCUCCGCUCGGAGCGAGCGACAAAUGUUUGCGCUACACGAAUUUCUUAAUGUGCUACGUGUGUGCACCGGACCAAAAUUUAUUCUACAAGGACGAAAGAUUGACUGUAUGUGAGUCUUUUUGCGAUAAAUGGUUCGCCGCCUGUGGUACCGCAAAACUUAAAGGAAUGAAAGUCAAGGAUUUGUUUGAGUCUGGAAAAGAUUUUUGCUUGGCGAGGAAAUUUCUGGUUGAAAGUGCAAGUGAGGCAGAUUGUUUCAGCUUUGAACAAAAAAUCCUGAAUUCAGCAAUGUCCAGUUUGGUCGCUUUUCCUUCGUUGUGGUUUUCUGGCAUUUCAACGAUAUUGAUACUGUAUGCUAUUUUCUGAAUACAAGUCGGUUGUUCACGAGGUAAGUGGUGUCUCGUCUUCUUACUUUGUAGCGAAUGUUUACUUUUAGAAAGGACAAUAUUGUGUCGUUAUUGUUUUUUUUUUAAUGUAAUCUUUUUCAGUGGAAUGAACCACAUGUUGCGUGACAAAAAGUAGGAACUGAGGGUCAUACGAUUUUUAAGGGGGUGGUACAGAUGUAUUUGUCAAGCUAAAGACUUUUGGGAAAGUUAGUCCCGAGGCAAUACUUGAAGAAAAUAAAAUAAUCUGUUGAAAAGGUCGACAGCAUUAAAUCAGGCACUGAUCCCAUAAUAUACAAUGCAUUUCAUACAACUACUUGUAUUGAUGUGCAUUCACCAAGGAGGGGAGGUGAGGGGAGGUGCACGUGGGGAUUAGACCAAACCUUUAAAGAAAUCUUGGGACACAAUAGUUACUGGCCAGUGAGACUAGUCCCAUUGUAAAAAGAAUUUCACUGUUUGUCAUUCCUGUACCAGACCAGUCUAAUAAUUACAAAUAGCAUGCACCGUUCAUGUAGUUAUGUGUUUUCAUUGAAAACUCUUGGGGAAAGUUUUUUCCAUAAAGAACCUACCAGUGCAGUUAGGCAGUGCUGAUGUUUAGUAAGUGCACUUGGUCAAUUUCUUCUAGGUACCACGGGAGAAGGCAGCUGUAAAUCAAAUGUGCAGAACACUCGACCAUGCCUUUUCAUGGGAAAUAUUUUUUAGGCAACCCUAAGAUUAUGACAUCUGCUUUACUUUAAUUUUGUAGUUUUAAUGCAGGGGAAAUAGUGUGAAGAAAACACAAAAAUAAUUUCUCAUCAUAAUUUGCAAAAUAAAAUUGCAAAGAGCAAACAACUACACUACACAAGGUGAGGGGUGGGGGAAUCCUAGAAGCAAAGUUUCAUUUUUCUUUGCAUUGCCAUAAUUUCCCAGGCAACAUUCCAAAAAAUAAAAGCAUUUUAAAAAUUACUAGCUAACUGUUCAAACGUUUUCUUUAAUCCUAGAAGAGCCACUCCCAGAGCCUGGCUGCAUCUGCUUGGCAUUAAUUGAACUGUGGAAUAAAUUCUUCAAUGAUGAAACAAAAUUAAUGACUGAUGAGACAUGUUAAGUACAACAUUGAAGUCUAGCUCCUUGCAAAU
This is a messenger RNA of Porites evermanni, 1911 nucleotides long. The record is from the annotation of a GenBank genome assembly. NCBI's taxonomy places the organism in Eukaryota, Metazoa, Cnidaria, Anthozoa, Scleractinia, Poritidae.